AUGCAUCUCAUUCUCACUGGUGCAACUGGGCUCAUUGGCUCGAGCGUCCUAGACGCCAUGCUCAGAAUGACAGAGGUCACGAAAAUAUCGAUCCUCAGUCGCAGGCCAGUCGCCAUGGCGGAAGACACCAAAGAUCCUAGGGUCAAUGUCAUCAUCCAUCAAGAUUUUUCAAGCUACGAUUCAGAAGUACUCAGCAAGCUUCAAGGCGCCAGUGGUGCAGUUUGGGCCCUCGGCGUGAGCCAAACGAAGGUAUCCAAGGAAGAAUUCGUCAAGGUCACAAAGGACUAUCCUCUUGCAGGGGCAGAGGCAUUCUCGACGCUUGCACCAAACAACGGUCCGUUCCGAUUUGUGUUUGUGUCCGGCCAAGGCUCAACCCAGACCCCUGGUCGUUUCGCCAGCCUGUACAGCAGAACCAAGGGCGAGGUUGAAGCUGCGCUGUCUCAGAUGCGCAUCGGGAACCCUCGCUUGUUGGCAGACGCGGUGGGACCUGGCUUUGUCGACAGCAAGAACCACGCGGCAAUCCAGCCGUAUCUCCCGAACCAAGGUGUGUUUAUCGACGGGACCAAGAUGCUGUUGAGGAAGCCGGUCGAGGUCGGUGCCAAGUGGCUGCAUUGUCCGAGCGAGCCAAUGGGACGGUUUUUGGUGGGCAUGGCUUUGGGCAAGUACGAAGCUCGGUUGCAAGCGGGAGACGUCGAGUUCGAGACGUUGAAUGGCGGCCUGAGGAUCAUCAAGAAUGUUGCGAUGAAACAGUUGGUUAGCCAGGAGGAUUAG
Trichoderma citrinoviride is the source of this 771-nucleotide messenger RNA. RefSeq lists its product as hypothetical. NCBI's taxonomy places the organism in Eukaryota, Fungi, Ascomycota, Sordariomycetes, Hypocreales, Hypocreaceae. The record is from RefSeq and is a predicted model, not a curated record. Bases 1 to 771 code for a protein of 256 amino acids. The transcript has 2 exons.